AUGGUUGGAUCCAGAACAACCCCCACGGGCGAGACCGAAAGGCUCAGAUACAACGCAGAGCGGCUUGUGUGCUCCGCCAUUGUUCAGCAGUACCACGUGAUGAUACAGGAGGGCCUGGGGGUCUCAUAUUUGACGAAUGGCUUUUGCGACAUUCAGCUCUGGAUCCCUCACGAUGAUCCCAGCACUUUACACUACUAUCUGUACGACCCAAACCGGGAAGUAGACGCAGAAGAUUGCACUUUGCUGGAACCGAAGACAGCCAUUGCCAGAAGGCUAUGCCUCUAUCUAUUGAGCUGUGGCCAUUCCAUACGCAGUCAACAGUGGCGAGCCGCCGCACGAGACCAGCUCCGUAUUUGGCAGACGAGCUUUGACCACGUGCGUUCUCAGAUCCCUAAAGCUGAGCUGGGUAACCCUUUUCUUCACUCUGACAGUUCCGAUCCCGACCAUGAGAGCCCAGAUUGCAGUUCAGAAUAUCAGCCAUCCUCGUCUCCACCAAUAGAAUCGCCGACUGCGGAAGGUCGACGGGUGCCAACGACAUCCAAGGCUUGUCGUGCGUCACAGGAAGCUCAGCAGCGUGCAGAAUCGCCGGAUUCAUCAGGAUCAGACACGGGUCCGGCAGUGGCACAGCGCAAGCGUGGCAUUAGUCAAGUCUCUCCCCUUGCACAACCACCAUCACGUACACGAAGUUUUCAGGGUGAUAGAGGAAAUUCUCCAAGACAACACGACGCCAAGUUUUGUACGCUGCAUUGUUUGCUUGGUCUGCAACGUCGAGGGGUUCUUGAUGAUAAAUGUCCAAAUGUAAGACUUCAUCAACAAGACGAAAAGAACAAAAAACACCCCAUCACCGCGGAGCAGUUGGUGUGCUCACUGAAGGAGCAACUGAACCAGAAUCUCGAUCAAAAUUGCACGCCGUUUGGGCGUAGCGGGCGAUCUGGCGCACCGUUCAAGCUAACAUGUGCUACUUUCGGCUAUACUGUAGUCGGGAAAGGAACGACGACAGAUUGGUGGCCAGAAGUUGCCGGUGAGGUAGAUGCCUACCGGUUAUUACAAAAAGCCCAAGCAUCUGCGGUCCCCGUCUUCCUUGGGACAAUGGAUCUAUCAACGGCGUACUUUCUUCACGGGGCGGGAGAGAUCCGUCAUAUGUUAGUCAUGGGUUGGGGAGGCGAGAGCCCGGAAGAGAUUGGUGCGGGAUCGGAGCUUUCGAGAGAACUAGACCGGUCAGUAAGGGAAAUUCGCCGGCUAGGCGUCAUUCAUGGGGACCUUCGACGCGAAAAUAUCCUGUGGAACACUGAGGUCCGUCGGAUCUUGAUUAUUGACUUCCACGAGUCCAAAUUAGUUCCCCGGCGCACAAUACAACAAAUACGACGGGCGAAGAGACCAUUUGGCGGAUCGGCAGACGGCAUCGAGACACGAAAACCAAAGCGGCUGCGAGUUUUGUGA
This is a messenger RNA of Metarhizium brunneum ARSEF 3297, 1440 nucleotides long. RefSeq lists its product as uncharacterized. The record is from RefSeq and is a predicted model, not a curated record. Lineage: Eukaryota; Fungi; Ascomycota; Sordariomycetes; Hypocreales; Clavicipitaceae.